Siniperca chuatsi (mandarin fish) is the source of this 3460-nucleotide messenger RNA. RefSeq names its product BCL2 interacting protein 3 like a (gene bnip3la). Lineage: Eukaryota; Metazoa; Chordata; Actinopteri; Centrarchiformes; Sinipercidae. The record is from RefSeq and is a predicted model, not a curated record. The transcript is spliced from 6 exons. Gene Ontology annotation, biological process: mitochondrial outer membrane permeabilization; defense response to virus; positive regulation of apoptotic process. Gene Ontology annotation, cellular component: mitochondrial envelope; mitochondrial outer membrane; nucleus. Bases 106 to 816 code for a protein of 236 amino acids.
GGCUCUUAUCUGUCUGUGGUCUGGACUCUGGACAGAAUUAGCGCCUGCGCACAUCGUAGUUUGUCUGCGUGUCAUGUUGAUGAAUGCUGAAACAGGGUAGUCAACAUGUCCACCGCUGCUGCUCAACGAAACAAUAACGAAGAGCCCGGGCUUCACGGCUCUUGGGUAGAGCUGGAGCUGAAUGGAAACACAGGGGCCCAGGGCGUGCAGACCAACCUGCUAAUGACACCCGCUGCAGACCAAAUAAAUGCAAAUGCUGACAUGAGUCAAGCUCUGCAGACCUUGGAAGUGGUGCCUGAGAGUGAUGAAACCCUGAUUGGAGGACUAGAACAUGUGCCGUCAUCCUCCUCUAUCCACAAUGGAGACAUGGAAAAGAUCCUCCUGGAUGCACAGCAUGAAUCCAGCCCGAGUAGCUCCUCCUGUCAUAGUCCUCACAGGCCACCAAGUCCAGAUCAGGAUGAAGGUCAGAUAACUUUUGAUGUGGAGAUGCCCAGCCCAAGAGGCAGUCAGUCAGAGGAAGAUGGUCCAGAGCAGGACCGAGAGGAAGACAUCCUGCUGAACAAAGAAGUAGACUGGGUCUCUGAUUGGUCCAGCAGACCAGAAAACAUUCCACCAAAGGAGUUCCACUUCAGGCACCCUCGACGUUCAGUAUCUCUCAGUAUGAGGAAGAGUGGAGUCAUGAAGAAAGGUGGCAUCUUCUCUGCUGAAUUCCUCAAAGUCUUCAUCCCUUCCUUACUCAUCUCCCACAUCCUCGCUCUUGGCCUUGGGGUGUACAUUGGGAAGAGAAUUGCCACAGCCUCCACCAGCUCUUACUGAAUAGCAGAUGAAGCAGUGCCUGGAUGUUCUCCUGUCUCCAAGUCUCUCAACCAUCCUCCUGUAGUCAAGCUGUCUCUCUGCAUCUAUUGUGCGCCCACAUUUCUUUUCCAAUCAGCAUUAAAUUCUGUCACAUUGUAGAUGUAGUUAUAGAGUUAUAUAGACAUGACGUAAUGUGUUUGCACUCCAUCACAUUUUGACACAGGGCAACAUUGUACCCAGCAGUUGUCACCAACUUGAAUCCAGUAGAUUACAGUCCCUGUUAGAGCUGGAAUAUAUUAUUCAUCCUGUUCAACUCAAAAAUAUGUGACAAGGAUUUGAUGUCAGGUGGUUUCAUGGUUAAAGUUUCUCCACUUGUUUUGAUGUUAUAUCAUGAUGAAUCUGACCUUCUCCCAAGCUGCAUCUCUCCACUGGUGUAUCAGUAGGCAGAGUGUAUGAACCAAAAAUAUGCGCCAUAUCUGCAAUACAAACAAAUUGAAUUGGCACUGGGAACAGAAAGGACUUUUAUCGCCUUAACCUUUUAGACUAAACAUUCAAGGUGCAGUUAUUUGGGGGGGACAAAUGAUGCUGCACAGUGGGAUUUGUUUUUAAAUUCCACACAUUUUGGAGAAUAGAAGUUGUAUCAUGUUGACUCCUGAGGGUUUCUUUUAAAAGCUUUGUUUUCAUGAAGGUUGGAAAGCUUAAACAUUUAUCUAGUAUGUAGCUCCAAAAUUUUACAGAGGGGUUGUUUGAGUACCUAUGCUAGUGGAACCUAGGCUGGAUGGCAAGUUACCAGGCCAUAUGCUAUUUUCAUUUCUUUUUGCCUACAUAUCUAAUUCUUUAACAUAACAUAGCAGCAAUGGCAAAGUGCCAAAUUUGUAUCUUUCACCACUGCACAUUGGUGAUUUAUCUUAGACCGUUUUUAUUUUAUUUUCAGAUAUGUUUAGAUAUUUAAAGAUGUAGAUGUGAAAAAUAAUUUAAGCUGUGAUCUGCCCCAUGUACAUCUUUUGACAUUGUAUCAUUUGUUUAUACAUUGAUAUUAAUGCCUAUUAUAUAAUUGUUAUUAUAUAGCAUUGUGGCAGUGUAUGUAAUGUGUUUUUCCUGUUGUUUAAUUUGUGAAGCGUCAGUGGCAGAAACCACCAGAGGAAGGUAUUUCCUGGGGCCUCAUUUCAGAGUGUUAUCUGACUUUUAUAUAGAUUACACUGCAAUCAUUUCACACAAUAUAAACAGUAAACAAUGUACUGUGUGUGUGUGUGUGUGUGUGUGUGUGUGUGUGUGUGUGUGUGUGUGUGUGGAACUUCCAGAGUAAGUAGAGGAGCAUUUCCUGAAGAAAAUGCAUGUGAUAUCAGUAUAUUGAUGCUGAUUGGAUGACUGGAGGAUUCUUCUGUCUGUGUCUAUAAAUGGAUGACAUUAUAGAGUCAUGAAAUAUCAUUGACUAUAAUGCACAGUAUUGGCACUCAACAGGCAUUCAGGCUUUAAUGCAUUAUAUAACUUAUACUAACUCAUAAACUACAUGUCAUCAUAACAGGCUUAUGUACAGUUGAUCAGUGUGCAAUACAGAGCAUUUUGGAAUUUGAAUAAAGUUUGUACUGUAUACUGUGGCUGAGAUAUAAAUAGAAAGGUGGAGGAUAGAAAUCCACAGACAUUAAUGCAUUAUUUAAGUCAUAAUAACUAAUAAAAUGCACAUAUCAUCAUUAUGGGCUUACUGAGCAGCAGUGAGCAUUGUAAAAUUUGAAUGGUCUUUGUACUGAAUACUGAGGCUGAGACAAAUACAUUGUUGUCUAUGGAAGUUAAUUUUCUAAAUUCAUGUCCUUCCCUUCUAAUUUAGGUAAGGCUUAAACUCCUCCAUCUUAAUAUCCCUGAACUCAUGUGGUAACCUAGGUAUUUCAACAUGACACAAUCAGUCCAAAAUAAAUUAUAUGUUACUUACUUAUUCAUGUUAGUAGCUAAAUCUUUUUAAAGAAGCUUCAAAACAUCUACACGCAUUUGUAACCUUUUUUAAAUCCAGCAAAGAUUGACUGAGAGCAACGCUCUUUUGGAAGCAGCCCAGUACAUCCACAGUGAGUGGGCCAUUGAGCAGCUCAACCGUUUGAGGUUAAGGCUCUUGCUCAAGGGCUCCUCAGUGGUAAUGACAGAGGCGCGAGUGCCACUGUUUCACUUUCCCCACCCAGAUUUAUCCUGAUGGUUCAGGGAUCACAUCGGCAACCUUUUAGUCACAGGGCAGGCCCAACCUGUUCUAGACCAAAGACAUCCCAAAUCGUACCUCUAGAAAGCAUCUCUUUUCUUUGCUACUUGUACAUGGUCCUUUCUUCAUUGUUAACAACAAUGAAGAAGUGAUGAGGGGCAACGUUAAAUGGAUGUGAUGCAAUUUUUAGUUGCUUCUAAUUCUAAUUGUUUGCAUACUUGCAUCCCUUUGACUCGCACAUUUUAGUCUAGCCCAUUGUGUUCCAUCAGAGGUCAAAUUUAACCUUUUGAUUGCAUGUACAAUAUUGUCGCCUUUGUUUUCAACCUGAAAGACCAAGCGUUGCUUGUUCAUAGGCAGGGCAGGGUCCUGGUUAGUGUCAAGUAUUAUAUCAGAUUUUAUUCCAUCAGUGCUAAGUAGCAAGGACCUAGAUUUCUGAUUGUUAUCAUAUUGGAAACAUGACAUUAAAGUGUAACAUUGCUCACA